UUCUGUUCACACUCGUUGCUCCCUCUCCAUUUGGUAUGGACGAUGACCAGUCUCCACUCCUUAUCCAAUUCUCUCUUUUUUUAUUUUUAUUUUGUCACUUUUUCAGCAGGGCAAGAACACCAGUCCGCUGAACCAGGACAGAAAAUGCUGCGUCACCUCUCACGCAUGUAUUUCAACCUCUCUCUUGUCGCAGCUUCUUCAAAAGCCCAACCAUUCCCUUCAUUCCCACACUCCUCUCUUCUUGCCCAUACUCACUCUCACACCCACACUUGCAGACUCAUCCCAAUGGAACCCCAAGGUACCAUCGUCUUCUCCACCGUUGGCCGCACUAAUUAUGGCUUUGACGUUUUCUCAAUCAAACUCCCUUCCCAUUUACACGACUCCAAAUUCUCUAAUUCCGACCAACACCGCCUUACUGACGGCACUUCCAUCAAUUUUAAUGCUCAAUUCAUCCACGCAGACGAUCAAGCCAUUGUCUUCGUCUCCGAAAGAAAUGGUUACGCCGGAAUUUACCUGUCCCGACCUGGAAUUCCCAAAUUGGAGCAGCUUCCAUCUGUUACGGAGAGCCCUUUCCAUGACCGACCAAUCAUCAAGCAUAACCGCCUCUACUUCGUGUCAGCUCAUGAACAGCCUGAUCAACCUUUUAGAAGUUGGAGUGCUCUUUACUCCGUCGAUCUUAAUCAUCAAAAGAAGAACGUUACUCGUUUGACUCCUCAUGGAGUUGUUGAUUACAGUCCCGCUAUUUCUCCUAGUGGGAAAUUCGUGGCUGUUGCAUCUUAUGGGUUUCGUCCUUGGGGCGGUGAAUUUCAUCACCUUAAUACGGAUAUAGUUGUUUUCAGAGAAAGUGAUCCGAAUAAACGAGUCGUGGUUUGUGAAAGUGGUGGAUGGCCCACCUGGUCAGAUGACUCGACGAUUUAUUUCCACCGCCAAGCUGAUGAUGGAUGGUGGAGCAUUUUCCAGGUAAAUUUCCCUGAAGAGGUGAACUUCUCCGGCUUUCCCAACGCUGCUCUGCGGGUUACUCCGCCAGGGGUACACUGCUUUACUCCUGCGGCCUUCCACGAUGGUAAAAGAAUUGCCGUAGCGACUCGGCGGCGCAACAAGAAUUAUAGGCAUAUCGAGAUAUUUGAUCUUGCAUCAAGGACCUUUUCUCCGGUGACAGAAUCACUGAAUCCGGGUUUCCAUCACUACAACCCCUUUGUUUCUCCAAACUCCUCUCUUCUCGGGUAUCAUCGGUUUAGAGGCGAAUCAUCCCCCGGCGACUCAACUAUCCCAAAUCUCGAACCGAUUAUGUCUCCAAUCAAAGAUAUAAGGAUGUUGAGAAUCGACGGAUCAUUUCCGUCAUUUUCCCCGGCCGGUGAUUUCAUAGCCUUUAAUCCCAACUUUGAUGUGAAUGGGGGUUUAAAAAUCAUUAAAGCGGAUGGUUCAAAGCGAUGGAUCUUACUCAAGAACCGUGUAGCCUUCUAUAACUCGUGGAGUCCAACUGAGAACGCCAUCUUCACAUCUCUGGGCCCAAUCUUCGAGUCAGUGGAAAAAACGGUGCAGAUUGCACGUGUGACAUUUGACCCUUCGUAUCUAAACAGUGAUCGCGAAGAAAUCCCAUGGGACGUUAAAAUCCUGACGGGAGAGGACACAGGCAAUAACGCCUUCCCGUCAUGCUCGCCAGAUGGCAAGUCCCUUGUGUUCCGAUCUGGCCGAUCUGGCCACAAAAACCUGUAUAUAAUUGACGCUGUUAACGGAGAGUUCAACGGUGGCAUACGACGAUUAACGGAGGGACCUUGGAUUGAUACUAUGCCUAGCUGGUCACCUAGGGGAGACCUCAUUGCAUUUUCUUCAAAUAGACACAAUCCGGAAAAUACCAGUGCGUUUAGCAUCUACGUCAUAAAACCAGACGGCUCCGAUCUGAAGAGGAUCCACGUGGCAGGAUCAGCUGGGUCAAGUGAGGUGGACAGGGAAAGGAUAAACCACGUGUGUUUCAGCAAGGAUGGAGAAUGGCUAUUGUUCACGGCUAAUCUCGGUGGCGUUACGGCUGAGCCAGUGUCGUGGCCCAAUCAAUAUCAGCCAUAUGGAGAUCUGUAUUUGAUCAGGUUGGAUGGGACGGGACUGAGGAGGCUGACAUGUAAUGGAUACGAGAAUGGGACGCCAGCCUGGCACUGUGGGAACAGGUUGGACUUGGGGCACUUGCGCUUGGACGAGAAUGUUGUUGGGGAUAAGCUGACGGGGAAGUUCGAUGAACCACUGUGGCUGACCUGUGAAAUCUAAAUCCAAUGAUGGAAUUUGAUGGGGUGGUUUAUUAGACUGAUGUUAAUAACUGGCCACGGUCAUGAAAUCAGAUUGUGUGUGGUGUGUUUCAUGUAAGAAGUUGUGGUUCAUAUGAAUAAGAAAUGUAUUUGAAAUAAAGUGUGAUAGUUAUUUUUCAA
Molecule: messenger RNA, 2417 nt
Organism: Manihot esculenta (cassava)
Lineage: Eukaryota; Viridiplantae; Streptophyta; Magnoliopsida; Malpighiales; Euphorbiaceae
Exons: 1
Coding region: 43-2259 (738 amino acids)
Biological process (GO): proteolysis
Source: RefSeq, a predicted model, not a curated record